CGAUUUCGUUAAUCACUCGUAUGAUUACAGACUGAAUUGGACUCCACUCAGUCCUAUUACCAUUAUUAAUUGACAUAAAUUCCAAACUUGCACUAUUGCAAAGCAAGGAAAGUCCGUAAAUAAGGGUUCUUUCCCAAUUCAGUAGCAGAUCUAGGGAAGGGGCCUGCCCCCCUUAUUCUGGGUAAAAAAAGAAAAAAAAUCACUGAAGGAAGAAUAGCCAUGCCAGCAGGGCAAGCAAAACAAAACCUGAAUCAAAACAAGGUCUGGAUCCGCCACUGCAAUUAUCUGGUGUUAGUCGAAGAAAAAAGCACGAAAUAACAAGAUCAAAAAUUAUGCAUUCUAAGACUUAGACGUGAAAGUGUUUGGAGGGUCUUCUGAAUGCCCUUUCAUAUCUUUGGACUAUUUGUAUGUAUGUUCAUGAUGUCUUCAAAAAUCCAGGUACUCCCUUGUGAAACAUUUCUCACCUUUGAUGCAGAAAAAGUAGCCAGAUAUAUUUCUUUUAUCAAUCAACAAUACAAGGUUCUGAAAUUGUUACAUCUUGGGUAGGAGUAGACAUAAAACUGAGGCAUGCUGCAUAGGAUGUAUUCUGGUAACUUUCAGGUUUCUAAUUUUCAGUUUCCAACUAACAUCCCGUCCCCUCAACNGCCCCCCUCCCUCCCAACUCCGAUCCCACCGCAGAGGGCUAAAAGAAAAUUAAAGAAGGCAAGUGUGUGAAAACAUGAAGAUACGUGCUUGAUGGAGACUAGUUUCACACGGACUACGUGUGAUUGACUUUCUUAUCGGACCUUUUAAGCGAAUAAACCUUGGUAAAUACCGUGUUGGCGCAAAACAUACAAUUAAACACCAUGUUGACAUUGUCAAACCGGCGCACGUGAGCAAGAUAUUUAACCGUAUAUGGGCAUCUAGCGACGACGCGAAAGCCCCAGAUAAAUGUUUCUUCCCUAAAACACGAAACUGAGAAAUCAAAAGAUUAAAUUAAAAGAAAUCUAAAGAAAUACUCACUUUGUACAAGACAUUUCGUGUCGUUCAUGAUCACUCUUCAUCAUAUCCCACAUCCGGUCAAUCCGGUCCAGGUGGAAUCACCGCAAAAUUUUGACGGUCAGCAGUCAGUCUCCCAAAAUUUAAGUAUAAGCGCUAUUUUGAUUGGUCAAAAUGUCCCUGACGUCACGGAGAAGGGCUUUAUUCCCGCCAUUUUGAGUGUCUGUGUUCGAACAUUUUGCCAAUGUAGCUUACUUCGACCAAGAAAGUAUGGCGGCCUCAAAAAUCUCCCUCGACAAAGACGCUUUUUUUCGACGAAUCAAAAGGAUUUACGACGCCUGGAAGAAAGAGGAAACGACGGAAGACAAUGGAGCUGCAUUUCCAAGCGUUGACGCUGUUGUGAUUGCAGUGGGACAAGAUGAAGAUGUUAUUUACAGUAAAUCGACGGCAAUACAGGUAAACCAUUUCAACGCAAUAUUGGUUUUGACGGUCACAUGGCAAGGGGCAUGGAAUGUCGAUCAUUUAAUUACAUUGUACAUGACGUACAUUCUAGAGUGGCGAAUGAAAUGGGGGAAGACAGUGGGUGUUUUUGUGAAAGAUAAUUUCCAGGGACAAUUUCUGGAUGAAUGGAAGACUGCAUUUGAGAAAGAAUCAUUUGAGAAGGUUGAUAUCAGCAGUGCUGUAGCUUAUGUUAUGUCCGUAAGAGAGGAACAUGAACUUACCUAUGUCAAGAAAGCUGCACACGUUUCUUCAGAUAUUUUUGUUAAAUACUUCAAGAAGCAAAUCAUGGAAAUUGUAGAUGAUGAAAAGCGAGUCAAGCAUUCUAAAAUUGCGGAUGGAAUAGAAGGAGCUUUGGAGUCCAAGAAAUUUUUACAACCUGGCAUGGAUGCUGACCAAGUUGAGAUGUGCUACUCUCCCAUUGUGCAGAGUGGGGGAAAAUUCACACUCAAGUUUAGCACAGUCAGCAAUGAAGAGAAGCUACACUAUGGUACAAUUAUCUGUUCACUUGGUGUUCGUUACAAGUUCUACUGUUCCAACAUUGUCAGAACAAUGUUGUACGAACCAUCACAGGAGCAGCAAGACAACUAUGAUCUUCUGCUGGGAACUUUCGAUAUAAUUUUGGACAAGUUAAGACAUGGCGAAGAAUUUUAUACCCAAUUUCCAUUCAGAGUGAAGCCAUCCAAUGUUGCCUACAAACAUCCAUCCUUAGUUCCAAGAGAAAAUGAUGUCAGAGAACACAAAAUAUUUGUUGACAAGAAAUACGAAGCAGUUGUUUUGCCACUGUUUGGUGUGGCUACUCCAUUUCACAUAUCAACCAUCAAGAAUAUCAGCUCGAGUGAUGAAGGGGGAUAUACCUACCUUCGAAUUAAUUUGUUUUGUCCAGGAAGUGCUGUAGGUCGUUCUGAAGGAAGUCUCUUCGCACAACCUGAGGCCACCUUUGUGAAAGAAGUUAACUACCGAAGUUCAAACACCAAACCCCAUGGAGCAUCUCAGCCGCCAGCCUACAAUCUAAGCACGGCGUUUCGAUUGAUUAAAGAAGUACAGAAAAAAUUUAAAACGAGAGAGGCUGAAGAGAAAGAGAGACAGGGCGUUGUACAGCAAGGUAACCUUAUUUUAAACCCAAACAAAGGAAAUCCCAAACUGAAAGACUUGUACAUCAGACCGAGUAUCACACAAAGAAGAUCACCGGGAACUUUAGAAGCGCACACGAAUGGUAAGUACGCUCGUUUUGAUUGCUCUUCAGACUUAAAUUGUNUCGACAUGGUGUUUGUGUUCAAAGACUACAAACGUAAAGUGGAACACGUGAACGCCAUACCGAUGACGUCGCUUGAUUCCGUCAAAGACUGGUUAAAUUCAUGUGAUAUUAAAUACACGGAAGGAAUCCAGAGCUUGAACUGGGCCAAGAUCAUGAAGACGAUUAACGAGGAUCCUGAAGCGUUUAUUGAGAAUGGUGGAUGGAGUUUCUUGGAUCCAGACAGCAGCGUAAGUUUCUGUUGCGAUAACUGCGACUGUCUUAUAUAACACAAGGGUUUCAUCCACAGACUUCAAAGUUAGAACCACCUUGAACAGCGUGAUAAACAGUACCGCAUGAACGAACUGCAUAAUAGCUUUUAU
Messenger RNA from Orbicella faveolata, 3093 nucleotides. RefSeq names its product FACT complex subunit SPT16-like. Lineage: Eukaryota; Metazoa; Cnidaria; Anthozoa; Scleractinia; Merulinidae. The record is from RefSeq and is a predicted model, not a curated record. Gene Ontology annotation, biological process: transcription elongation by RNA polymerase II. Gene Ontology annotation, cellular component: FACT complex. Gene Ontology annotation, molecular function: nucleosome binding.